Apis cerana (Asiatic honeybee) is the source of this 1290-nucleotide messenger RNA. RefSeq lists its product as uncharacterized. The record is from RefSeq and is a predicted model, not a curated record. Lineage: Eukaryota; Metazoa; Arthropoda; Insecta; Hymenoptera; Apidae.
AUUACGUUGUUUUUUUAAUUUUAAUACUUGCAGUUUUCACAUCGUUAAAUUUUCUCGUUAGUUUUUUUGCACCGCGGCAAAUUCAUUAUCAUGAAUAACCUCGUGACUUUUUAUCAGACUCGAAUGAAAAUAUAAUUAGCUUUUCCAUUGAUACGCGAAGAAAAAAUUUUAAUCGAGAGAAUCGUCUCGCGAUUCGAAGAAGCACGAUUCGAGUGUAGUUCAUGUUCUUUUUCGAUGGUUCGAUUCUUAGAAUCACAGCAUCACCAAUGUUAUCUAUCGGAAGUUUGGUUUGAAUGAGAUAAACGUUAUGCAAUUACGGAAGUAACGGAAUAUAGAUUAGGUUUCAAUUUAAGCGUUAUACGCCAUUGAUAUACAUAUAUCUAAUGAGAGAUGUACUCGUGCGCACGGCUAUCCGUCGAUGACGCAUCGCACACAGCUAAGGAAAGGUAAUGGUUCGAACGUAAUACGACAUGGAUGGAACUUCGAAGGGGGAAAGAAAGGUUACUACUGCGCGUUUCGUAUAACUAUUCGAGUAAUCUCAUUUUCUUGAUUCACUCGUUCACCGCGUGUAAGUAAAACAUUAUUCGCAUUAUAUUGCGUAUGAUCGUAUGGAAAAAAUUCAUUGAGAAAACAGAGAAACGAAGAAAAGAAAAGAGAAGAAAAAUAGAAACUAGGAUGAGAAGAUCAAUCGUUGCCAGCAUCAGUGUCGUGAUACUCGUUGGAGCAAUGUUGUGCAGCAUCUCUGACGGACAAGUGUACAUGGGAACGAAUUGGUUGAAAGAUCUGCACGAGAAUAUCAAUGCGUUGAACAGGAAUCUACAACAAAAUAUGUACCAGCUGCAACAACGAAUACAUAACACGGUGCAAAGAAAUUUGGAACAUGUUCAUCGAUUGACGGAAAAUCUAGAUAAUAAUUCUAAUAAUAUGAUGCAAAUGAUUGGAGGAAAUAGUGUCAUCGUAUCGAAUAAUGAUGGCACUAAGAUCGUCCAAUCCGGUCGCACUUCCGAUGGAAAACCUUAUAUCCGUGAAAGCACGGACAAAAUUAUAGGCGACACUCUUCAACAUAUUGAAAGAAUUUACGAUCCCAUUACUAAUACUUCAAAGAUGCACGGCUAUACGUUGAAUUUAAAGGAUCCCUCGGCUAAACCUGUUCCGUUAAACGAUACUGUGUAAACGAUGCCAAGGAAAAACGAUGCUACUACUUAAUCCUUAUAUUUUAACAAUAAUCAUUUAUGUAUCUAAUAUUUUAUUUCCACAUAUGUAAAGGACAAUAAAUGAGUGAAUAAUCAA